Emiliania huxleyi CCMP1516 is the source of this 204-nucleotide messenger RNA. RefSeq lists its product as hypothetical. The coding region runs from base 1 to 204 and encodes 67 amino acids. The record is from RefSeq and is a predicted model, not a curated record. NCBI's taxonomy places the organism in Eukaryota, Haptophyta, Isochrysidales, Noelaerhabdaceae. The transcript is spliced from 3 exons.
AUGGGCCUGGGCCAGGGGAGCGGCAGGGAAGGCGAGGCGGGCUUUCCGGAGGCCAUCACCGGCGCCACCGACCGUGAAAUGUCGGUCGCGCUCGCUCCCGCGGGCGCGGCGGUCGCCACCGAUCCGGACGCGGCCAUGGCGGCCCUCGCGGCCGGCGCGCAAGCCGCAGAGCCUGCCGGAGGUGCCACCCGAGCGGCGAGGUGA